UGCAAUGGCUGACAUGAAAACAAACCUCGACUUUGUACUCUGACAUAACUCGUAUUUUUUACUCAAAAUGUUUACUGCAUUAUUCAAAGACCUCCGAUCGUUUGCCGUCAGUAACAUAGCAUAUUUUCAUAAUGGAAAAAGCAGUACACAAGCAAAAUUUCACGCGGCAUUUUGUUUAUUACAAGAACACAUAGAUCGUGGUAUCCAACCAACAGUGGAAUUGAUAGCUCCGCGUUUGGCAGAAUACGAUCUUUCACCUGACGUCCAGGCCAAUGGAUUCCGCAGCAUCAUCAAAAUCAUUCAUAAAUGUUGUCUCCACAUCCUACAGCUGGUCCGCCAUAUCCACGUUAACCGUGAAUCCAUGUUUUUCCGGUCGGCCCAUUACAGUUCCGAGUUGGAGGCCUAUGUGGAGACGCUGGGACAACUCCGUGCCUGUCUAGAGCACGCGUAUAAACUCAUGGACUUCUGUAAGAACGGGAGUCUGUUCGCGGACGAGGAGAUGAUAGAUGACGCCAUAGCAGAGGAGCUUACACAGCAAGUGGAGAAACUCAGUCAGGAAUGUUUUUAUGGCAGGACCAUGGGUUUCCAGUUUUGCAGUUCUAUGCAGAAACCUCUGAACACGGUUGGAGUGACGAUGGCUUCCUUCAGUGAAAAUUACCUGGACAAUAGGUCGCAGCUCAUGCAGCUUGCGGGCACUGUGCUAAGUAGUGGAAAAUACCUCCUCAAUCCAGAGCUCCGUGCAAGACAGAUAUGUGCAGUGACUAGGAUGGCGGACGUAAGGUUUUGCAAGGCAUUCUGGUCCAUCACAGAAUCCGGUAUCAUGCAACAGCUGCCAACAUUCGUUUGUCCGUCGGUGCAAGUGAACGAGGUGCUGGUUCUGCAGCCAGAAACGUUUGAAAUAGAGGCUGCGGACAGCAAGGAAACUGUGACAAUCACGCCUCCCUGUGCCCACACUGGUCACGGUCCAGUGAAUACCCGUCUAUUCUCCAGCGAGUACAGAGUCGGUCAGCCAAGGAAGUCGACAAAACCACUCCCGAAAAAGACAACGCCACUGCCCCUGUCUCCUUGUCUUCUGAUCCACUGUCACGGCGGGGGAUUUGUGGCCCAGUCGUCAAAAUCACACGAGGUGUAUCUGAGACAAUGGGCGAAGGAUCUGAAUGUGCCGAUCCUGUCAAUCGACUACUCCCUCUCUCCAGAAUCCCCCUUCCCUCGUGCUUUGGAGGAGUGCUUCUAUGCUUACGCCUGGGCUGUCAAAAAUUGCCGCAGUCUUGGCUCGACAGGGGAGGUUAUAUGUCUCGCAGGCGACAGUGCCGGAGGGAACCUUAUGAUCUCCACAGCGAUGAGAGCAGCCUCAUUUGGGAUCCGAGUCCCGGACGGGAUUGUGGCCGCGUACACCCCAGUUCUGGUUCAUUAUACACCCUCGCCUUCCCGUAUGCUGUCCCUGAUGGACCCGCUCCUUCCUGUUGGUAUUCUAGUCCGCUGCAUGGCAGCAUAUGCAGGUAUCCCCAAUGACUUCCUUGACCAGAGGCGUAGCAGUCGGGAGAUAGAGGAGGAGUUUGUUGUUAUAGAAACGAUGGACUGUGAAGAGGACAGCCCCUCCAGUGACUCGUACAUCCAGGACGAUAGCUCAUCUGUUGACAUUCUCAACAGAGUUACCUCCCUUGAAUCUCUGGACUCUGACUUGGGUUUUCCGGUGUCCUCAAAUAACCAGACUGUCAACUUAUCGGAUAGUGACUCUGCUGUGAUCGUUGUUGGCGGUGCUGGCGGUGACCAGAAACAGUCUGAUCGGGUUGCAGUAGAUAGAAAUGUUCUUGGCCAGUCUGAUGCUGGGGUCAGCGAAAUUACCUCCCCUGACGAGUUCAAAAGUGUGUGUCUGGACACAAGUGGGGGGAGCUCUCUAGCAACAUCCACACUGGGUGAUCUCCCUUUGGAUGAGAAGGGAGAUGACCCCAGUAAACAACUGUCCCAGCUAGAACUGGCAAACAGCCAACCCCCUUCUCAACGUUCAUGUCAGUCCCUACACCUGAGUCUGCCAAGCUCCCCAACAAAACGUAGAAACAAAAGUGACUUUCCUAUGAGUCCGAGCAUGCCAACGAUCGGUGUUUCUGACCGUCUAGGUCAAAAGAAAGGAUUCAGCCCAGUGUACGAAGCUCGCCACCACAUUGAGAGCCCCGUGCGUAUAUUCCGAAGUCUUCCAAUAGUAAAAAACCCCUACAUGUCGCCAAUGGUUGCCCCUGAUGAGAUGCUGGCGUCUCUACCUCCGCUUUAUCUUGUGGGCUGUCACCUUGAUCCCCUGUUGGAUGACUCGGUGAUGUUCGCCAAGAAGCUGAGGAGCUUAGGGAGGACUGUAGACCUCCACAUGGUUGACGAUCUUCCUCACGGAUUUCUCAACUUCAGUCUAGUCAGCGCCGAGGCCAAACUUGGUUCCGAUGUCCUGGUCGACAAGAUCCGCAAUGUGUUUCACUCUUCACUCAAAGAUGAUCAAAAUGAGACAGAGUCUUGAAAGAUUUCAUUAACAGCAGAAUUUUAUCUUCCUGUCUAAUUAUGCUUCCUAUUUUUGACAUGUUUAUCAGCAUUUAUUAGAAACGCAAAAAAAUGCUUACCCUGCGCAUAACAGGUUUGAGGCUAUUUUUUCAGAGACCUCCUACCUGAUGAUUAAAAUGCAUUCCAGGCUAUUAGAAACCAUUGUUAUACUUUUGGAUUAGGCUUAUUUUAUAUAUAUUUUGUUCUGAUAUACCCUCCCCCACAAUUUCCUGUGCAAUUAAUUACCUGUACAUAAUCACCCUCACAACAUUUUGUCUCAGAUCUGUGUUACUGCAUUGUAUAACAAGAUAUAAGUUUCAGUCACAAUUUAUUCAAUUUAAUUUAUUUACAUGCAUGUAAUAUAUUUAAAAUCUUGUACAAUUUUAUAAGGAUAAAUACUUUCUAUAACAGUUUGAAAAGUGUAUGUGGUGGUUUUUUUGUGUAAUUUCGUGAAAAAAAUGAUGUUUAUUAUAUUAUAUCUCUCAAAAUAAUCAAAACUUCAAUGAAUGAGGUUCCAUUUUAUACAAUUUGAAUAUUUUCUUUACUAGCAGUGUGCAUGCAAUGUUAGUAUGACACACAAAAUUGUGUGAUUUAAAAGUUUUUCAAUAUACAUACACCGUAUAUGUAAUAGUAAUUAAUGCUGAUAUGUUUAUUUAAAUAGAUUUUAACACAAUUUGCAAUUUUUUGGGGAAUCAACUUUUAAAAAAAAAUCAAUAUUCUUAUGAAAAUAUCAUCACCUUUUUAAAGCAGGACUGUGUUAAUUUAUUCGUGAAAGUGUUGUGUUAUUUUGUGUAUAUAAGGCAAAUAUUUUAAAAUAGUGGUCUUGUGAUCCUUUGAUUAUCACGUGACUGCAGAGCAGGACACUUGGAUGAACCAAACGGCUAGGUAUAGAUACAGAAAAUGUCCAGUGCCUAUUUGGCCGUAGUUACCACACAAUAAAUUUCAUUCCGAAGCAUAUUCUUGACAUAUAUGUACAGACUUUUAAUAAAGAAAUGUUGGGACUGUACAGAAAAAUAGUUCUAAGAAUGUUGCAUCAAAGAUUAACGUUAAUUUAAAACAAUGUAAUCAAAUGGCAUAUUGUACGUCCUAUUCUAUUUAUAUAGAU
Molecule: messenger RNA, 3628 nt
Organism: Mizuhopecten yessoensis (Yesso scallop)
Lineage: Eukaryota; Metazoa; Mollusca; Bivalvia; Pectinida; Pectinidae
Product: hormone-sensitive lipase-like
Exons: 9
Coding region: 68-2503 (811 amino acids)
Biological process (GO): cholesterol metabolic process; triglyceride catabolic process
Cellular component (GO): cytosol
Molecular function (GO): sterol ester esterase activity; triacylglycerol lipase activity
Source: RefSeq, a predicted model, not a curated record